AGUCAGCGAAACGCCGAACUGACGAAGCAAAUUCAAAGGAGUCGCUUCUCAUCUCAGAUUGGGAGAAUUGAAAUUUCUGUUAUUUUUAAAUUUCUUCUGUAUUUCUUCUUCUUGACUGGUAAACACUGAGUUUAGAGAAAGGGCCUGAAGCGAGAUAUGGUUUUUUGAGAUUCUUGGUAAGGAUAUUGGUAGCGCGCUCUUUGGUGAUGGCAGAUGCAAAAUCGACGGUCCAGAUGGGGAGUAGAGAUCGAGAACUUCUACUUACGGUUGCUGACUCCAUACGCGAUGAUUCCUCCAAAGAUUCUUCUUCAUCGUCUUCCUCUUCUUCGCAUCUCGCCGGCCGUGAGACCUUUUACAAAAUUGUCCAGAGCUGGGCUUCGAAGAAGUUCAUGACAGGAUGUGUCAUUCUGUUUCCUAUAGCAAUCACAUUUUACAUAACAUGGUGGUGGUUUAUUCACUUUGUGGAUGGCUUUUUCUCUCCAAUUUAUGCUCAACUUGGAAUUAAUAUAUUUGGUCUUGGAUUUGUAACUUCUAUUACAUUCAUCUUUGUGGUUGGGGUAUUCAUGUCAUCUUGGUUGGGAGCUUCCGUCCUGGGCCUUGGUGAGUGGUUUAUCAAACGGAUGCCAUUUGUUCGUCACAUCUACAAUGCUUCCAAGCAAAUUAGUUCUGCUAUAUCACCAGAUCAGAACUCACACGCCUUCAAGGAAGUAGCCAUCAUAAGGCAUCCACGUAUCGGCGAAUACGCAUUUGGAUUCAUCACUUCAUCUGUUGCUUUGCAGAGCUACUAUGGUGAAGAAGAGCUAUGCUGCGUUUUUAUUCCCACAAAUCAUCUUUACAUUGGUGAUAUAUUCCUUGUCAAUACCAAGGAUGUCUUCAGACUUGACCUAUCAGUCCGUGAAGGAAUUGAAAUUGUUAUAUCUGGGGGAAUGUCCAUGCCUCGGAUCCUGUCAACACUGGAUACUCAUUUGGAAAGAGGUAGAACUGGAGGGAGCUGAGAUAUAAGGUGACAGUUGUAGAGCUUUUGUUGUUCAUUAUUUAUUGCAUUUUCUCCAACUCCGGGUUUCGAUCACCUGAUCGGCUACGCAAUCGAUGUGUUAGUAUCACAGGAUUCAGAAUUAGAUUAUGAAAAUUUGAUGGUAGUGUCUGGUUUUGGUGUAUAUCUGUAACUUUGAGUUUGCAUAGAAUGUAAAACUGCUUGCUUUCGAGGGUAGAUUGGUCUCAAUAGUUUA
Hibiscus syriacus is the source of this 1229-nucleotide messenger RNA. Its product is annotated as protein LIKE COV 1-like. Bases 207 to 995 code for a protein of 262 amino acids. Gene Ontology annotation, cellular component: Golgi apparatus. The transcript has 7 exons. Lineage: Eukaryota; Viridiplantae; Streptophyta; Magnoliopsida; Malvales; Malvaceae. Gene Ontology annotation, biological process: stem vascular tissue pattern formation. The record is from RefSeq and is a predicted model, not a curated record.